This is a messenger RNA of Miscanthus lutarioriparius, 1746 nucleotides long. NCBI's taxonomy places the organism in Eukaryota, Viridiplantae, Streptophyta, Magnoliopsida, Poales, Poaceae. The record is from the annotation of a GenBank genome assembly.
AUGCCCGUCCCGGCAAGGGGUGUUGAGUACCAGCCCUGGCGGUGGUGCAUGCUGAACCCCAUCAGCCCUGGGGAUGUCAGGGCCGGCGGCCGGAUCACGGACAACGUCAGGUACGUGUGCUCCUGCGCCGACUGCAUGGCGCUGGGCUACGGCUGCAGCUGCGGCGCACUAGAUGCGUGCGGGAACGCAUCGUACGCGUUCAACGCCUACUACCAGGUGCAUGGGCAGGUGGAGUCGGCGUGCGACUUCCAAGGGAUCGCUGUCAUCGUCCACGUGGACGCGUCGCAGGGCGUGUGCAACUUCAGCGUGCAGCUCGUCGGAGCAAUAGAGCUGCCGAUCAAGUCAACGACUCUCAGUUUCUCCUUCGGUCAUGAGAAAUGGGCUUCCCCGUUCUCUCCGGCUUCUAGUGUUCCCAGGUCACCAAGCGGCUGUUUCAGAGAGGGUACAGUUGAGGAUGGGACCAAUGGUGAUACCGCUGAUGAUCACUAUCAUCGUUACAUGGAAGACAUUGACUUGAUUCAUUCCUUGGGUGUCAACUCAUAUCGAUUUUCCAUUGCAUGGGCAAGGAUUCUACCGAAAGGCCGCUUCGGGCAUGUUAAUCCAGAUGGUGUAGCAUUCUACAAUGCUCUUAUUGAUGCUCUUCUACAAAGAGGCAUAGAACCAUUUGUGACGAUAUCUCAUUAUGACAUUCCAUAUGAACUAGAGAAGCGAUAUGGUGGCUGGUUGAGCCCCGAAAUUCGGAGAGACUUUGGUUACCUAGCAGAUGUAUGCUUCAGGAUGUUUGGUGACCUAGUAAAAUUUUGGAUAUCAUUUAAUGAGCCAAAUAUAUUCGCAAAGCUCAGCUAUAUCUAUGGACGGUACCCUCGUGGUCACUGCUCUAGGCCAUUUGGGAACUGUACUUCUGGAAAUUCUUCAACUGAGCCAUACAUUGCGGGUCACAACAUGGGGAAACAAGGUGGUCAUAUUGGAAUUACAGUUCUCUCAAGAUGGUAUGAACCAUUCCGGAAUAUCCCAACAGACAUCUUAGCAGUUGAUCGGGGUCUAUCUUUUGGCGCUCCAUGGUUUCUGGACCCCAUAAUUCUUGGUGAUUACCCCUCUGCGAUGCAUAAGAUCUUGGGUCCAAACCUACCUGAAUUCACAUCAAAACAAAAGAAGAUACUACAAGCAUCCAAGUUGGAUUUCAUUGGUUUAAAUCAUUAUUCAACGUCCUAUUUGAAGGACUGCAUCUCCUCGUCACCAUGUGAAUUGGAUCCAUUUGAUGGGGAUGCCCGAAUUAGUACUUCAACAGAAAGAGAUGGAAUACUUAUUGGUGAAAGGACAGGGUUGCCAUACUUGAAUACCGUUCCAUAUGGGAUGGAAAAAAUGGUCAUGUAUUACAAAAGGAGAUACAAUAACACACCAAUGUAUAUCACUGAAAAUGGUUAUGCCCAAGCAAGCAAUAGCAACAUGUCUGCCAAGGAUUUUACUAAUGAUACAGGAAGAGUCGAUUAUCUUCAAGGCUACCUCACCUUUUUGGCUUCAGCGAUAAGGAAAGGGGCCGAUGUGCGUGGCUACUUCGUGUGGUCUCUUCUCGACAACUUCGAGUGGAACUCUGGGUACACACAAAGAUUCAGGCUCUACCAUGUCGACUACAAGACACAAAAACGAACCCCAAAACUGUCUGCGAAAUGGUAUAGUGAGUUCCUCAAGGGGUCACCCCUGAGAAUAUGGUCCCAAAAUGGAAAUUCCUACAAGUACAGUGCCUAA